UGUGUUUACUUUUUAUCCUUGGAUGUGUUGCAGGUCGCCCUGUAUUUGUACGAUGGAUAGUCUUAUGUCUGUGCCUGGUUGUGGUGACAUUGAUUCUGUCUCACCCAUUUCGAGACUGGCUGACUUCAAAGACUGUCAUCCCAAGUUUGUACACCGUGUACAAACAAGAGGGAGCUCUAAAUCACAGUCCCCACAACACAAAUGUCAACGUAAGAAAAUUUCUAGACCCGAACAAAACAGUUCCUACCAAACCACGACCAUCUACCUGUGUGUUUCCACAGAUGAUACAUGGCCCUAGUGCUUUGAACGUACCAGGAAUGAAAAAAAAGGCAAUCAACUGCAAGGAAACAGAUCUGCUCGACAUUAUGUACAUCACAUCAGACAAGACACUCAAAUUAAACACAAGUAAGCUUGAGGAAAUUUUGCAGAUUCGCGAUCUUCACAACUGCACUUACAGACAAAUCUUCCGUAAUGGGACAGAUAGCAUUAGCUUCAUAAAUAGUCAAUGGUCGAAACUUCUUAUAGACUUUCCAGACCUGGCUGAAAAUGCUGAAUUUCUACAAGUAGAGUGUACCAACAUAUUUUCUGGAGCUCUAUCGAAGACUUUUCACAGGAAAAUUCUCGAAAAAGAGGAAUUUCAAAAGCCAGGUUCCUUGAAUUUUAAAAAGCGUCAAAUUAAUUCAAAUAUAAAUGAAACAUUAAGCGUAAUUAUGAUCGGAAUGGACUCACUGUCUAGAGCUCACCUUUUCACAGCCUAUAACAAAGCAUAUUCGUAUUUGAUAAACUCACUGAAAUCAUUUGAUCUAACCAUGCAUUCACAAGUAGGGGGCGAUAAAACAUCCAAUUUCUGGCCAUUAUUUAGUGGUAAUCCGGCAGUAGAAGUUCAGAACUUGUGUUCCAAUACCAGUGUCAACACUAAUCCUGACGUAGUCUGGCGUGCCUACGAAGAUGCUGGUUAUCGAACUGUGCUUAUAAAAAGCAAUCCUGAUGGCGGCAUUUUUCAUGAUCUUCUCAAAGAUUGUGUAAAAUCUUCUGUUAGAUAUAACUUACGGCUAUUGGUUUUUGUUAUGUGUAGCAAAACGAGUGCACGUAGGUCCAAACAAAAUUCUUUGUGUGCCGAAAACCAGCUUUAUACGAAUAAUCACCUGAAUUGUAUCCUUCACUUUCUUUACGCAUUUCCCCAACAACCAGUAUUUGUUUUAAUGUUGUUGGAUCAAAAUCUUUUAAAUUUCUAUGAGUCGUUGAACCAAAACGGUAUGCUGAAUAGAUCUUUACUGGUGUCAUUUUCAGAUCAAGGAAUGAGGGCAUGCAGAACUCCGUACACUUUUCUGACAUUUCCAGAAUGGUUUCUGAAGAAAUACCCCGACGUGGCUGAGAACUUGAAAUUAAACACUAGACGUCUAACUUCACAUUUUGACACACAUGCAACUCUUUUAGAUCUGCUUCACAUCAGCAGCGACAAACCACCGCUACUUGUGCCUCUCAAACACGGAAUCAGUCUUUUCAAGAAGAUCCCAUGGAAUAGGACGUGCAGUGAUGCAGAUAUCCCGUCAGAUUCCUGCUUAUCUACAUUGCUGGUGGAACUUGUAAUUGAAGCAAUCAAUUCAAAGACAGAUAAAAAUAAAUGCGCCAUUUUCAAACUUCGACAGGUUAUUCGCAUCCAAAAAUUUGCCAUUGAUGAGAAUCACUCUAAGGGAUCUCGCAGCACAAUUGUUUAUAACGUCAAACUUAAAGUUCAACCAGGCGACGCACUGUUUGAAGCCAGCGUUUAUGAAAUUAAUCAGUUUAAUGAAUGGAAAGUUGGUGGUCAAAUAGACAGGUUAAACUUUUAUAGACGCCAGUCAAGAUGUCUAGAUACUCAGACAAACCGACCGUUCUGCUAUUGUAAAAAUGUGGGAUCUGAAGAUGUGAGUUAG
This is a messenger RNA of Candidula unifasciata, 1916 nucleotides long. Lineage: Eukaryota; Metazoa; Mollusca; Gastropoda; Stylommatophora; Geomitridae. The record is from the annotation of a GenBank genome assembly.